This is a messenger RNA of Xyrauchen texanus (razorback sucker), 6834 nucleotides long. It is a transcript of the gene nup214, whose product is annotated as nucleoporin 214. The record is from RefSeq and is a predicted model, not a curated record. Gene Ontology annotation, cellular component: nuclear pore. The transcript has 36 exons. Gene Ontology annotation, biological process: RNA export from nucleus; protein import into nucleus. Gene Ontology annotation, molecular function: structural constituent of nuclear pore; protein binding. The coding region runs from base 239 to 6193 and encodes 1984 amino acids. Lineage: Eukaryota; Metazoa; Chordata; Actinopteri; Cypriniformes; Catostomidae.
UGUGUGUGUGUGUGUGUGUGUGUGUGUGUCCUCUAGAGGCCGCUGUCUGAUAUCACGAUGACAUAUUUCGUGUUCAAAACACGCGUGAUUUCCUGCUUAAGUUCAGCGCGGGUUCUUGCUAACAUGAAGGGAGCUUGACAUUACCAGAGUAAAUUCCUUAAAUCAUAAUUCUUCUCAUUGUUAAUAAGAUAGUCACUUGUUAUUGGACUUUAAGACACUCGAGGGAAGGUUUGUAAACAUGGGCGACGAUCCAGACUCCAUUCCAGAGAGAGAGAUGAAGGAUUUCCAGUUUCGUCAGAUGAAGAAGAUUCGAGUGUUUGAAUCCCCUCAUGAUCUGCCUAAAGAACGCUCCAGUCUGCUUGUGAUCUCUAACAGAUAUGGCCUGACAUUCACUGCUCGAGACAAAACACUCAAAGUGUUCCUGACUAAAGACAUCAUCUCAGCUGCACGUGUGGAGGGAAACACCAAUGACAUAGUGGAGAGUGUGAGUGCUGUGACAGUGACAGUAGAUCUGUGGAUUCAUCACAUGACUCUGAGCAGUGAUGAGCUCACGCUGUCUGUGUGCGGCGCGACUGACGCCGCUGAUCUCACGCUAGAUUUCUACGACGUCCGCACAUUCUUCAACAAGGUCAGACAGGACAAACGUCCCUUCACGUCCUUCAGACCGGCGGUCUCAUCAGGUGUCCUGGUCCAGGAUCUGAAGUGGAGUCCAGUGGAGGCAUCUCGUCUAGCCGUGUGUCUGUCUGAUGGCAGUAUGAUGGUGCUGGACGUGCAGGAUUCAGUGAAUGUGGUCGCGCAGCUACCUAUGUCUGAGGGAAUCACAUGCGUGUGCUGGAGUCCCAAAGGCAAGCAGGUGUCUGCUGGGAAACAGGAUGCUACAGUAGUUCAGUUCACUCCUACGUUACAGGCUAAGAAGGUGAUUCCCUGUCCCAGAUUCUACAAUCAGGACAACCCUGUGAAAGUGCUGGAUGUGUUGUGGUUGAGCACGUAUAACUUUGCGGUGGCUUACGCGGCGGCCGACGGAUCGCCAGAGACGCCACCUGACCUGGUGGUCGUGUCACUUCCUAAAAAGGAUGAGGAGAGAGAUGAAUGCUAUCUGAACUUUAAUGACGUGGUGUACGGCACCUGCACAGAGAGACAGCAUCACUACUUCCUGUGUCAUAUAGAGGACUGGGAUCUGGUGUUAGCUGCUUCAGCCGCUGCUAUUGAGGUCAGCAUCAUGGCCAAACAAGUGGACAAGGUGAACUGGGAGAUGUGGCUGCUAGAAGACGCCAGUAGAGCGGAGCUGCCCGUCACAGAGAACAGUGAUGACACAUUUCCUGUGGGUGUAGCUAUAGAUUACACCAGUCAGGAGGAGAUUCAGCUGUCUGAUGAGAAGAGUUGUCCUCCGGCACCGACGCUGAUGCUGCUGUGUACAGAUGGCGUUCUGUGUCCGUUCUCUUUACUCAACCUGAACCACGGGGCUAAACAGCUGACUGUGAGUGCCAGUGAGCUUCCUGUGGAUGGAGAGAGACCGCCGGCUGCCAAGAUGACCUUCUCACCUCCUGCUCUGUCUGCAGCCACACCAGUCUUCUCAUCUUUCCCAGCAUCCUCUAACACAGCGCCACCCCCAUCCACCUUUUCCUUCACGGCCCCGCCUCCAGCCGCCACCUCCUCUGUGAUCCUGCCCUCUGCAGCAGCUCUGCCCGCAGCUUUCUCCUUCUCUCUGCCUCCUCUGGGCUCCUCAGCUCCUUCGGUCUUCCCCCUGAACUCCACAGCGGGCAGUUUCUCCUUCAGCGCUCCCAAAACCUCCUCAGACACUCUGGGAGCUUCGACCUUCUCCUUCAGUCCAUCCUUGCUGAAGGAGGCAAGCGCUGCUCCCGUCUCCACUCCACAGCACCUUGCCACGGGGCCUCCCGUAAUCAGCAGCUCAAAAACCCACGCAGAGCCUGCCACACUCCCCGUCAGAAUAAACCUCACUGAUAGGUUUUUCUCAGUGGAGACUCCAGCAUCAGUCCCAGCUGCUGCCCAGCCGUUUUCUUCCACACCCAAACCAUCAUCAUCAGCAUCAGAGCCCAGCGGUCAGACAGCAGCACUGAACAACAUCAGCAAACCAGCUGCUCCUGCAGUGAUUUCACGGCCCGCUCAGAUCACCGUUCCUCCAGCUGCUGAGCAGAAAACAUCUGCAGUCCUCCCACCUGCAUCCAGCACUGCAUCUGCGCAGGCCAUGUCUGUGAAAGCUCUGGAGAAACAUCUACAGCAGAAGAAAGACUCUGAUCCUGUCAUGACUGGAAUCUUGGAGGAGAUCGGACACUUCCACAAAGAGUUGGACGAGCUGAAGUCUCGCUAUAGGAAUGCCGAUUUCAGGGUGGGCAGCACAGAUGAGAUGAGAGAUCUGAGGAAAGACUCUGAGAACCUGCAUGACUUUACACUGGAGAUCAAAGACACCACUGAGUCUCUGCAUGGAGACAUCAGCGUGCUGAAGACCAGUCUGCUGGAGGGUUUUGCUGGUGCUGAAGAAGCCAGAGGUCAGAAUGAACUCAACAGAGAUAAAGAUUACCUUCAGCUGCUUUACAAGAAACCACUGGACCCUCGCAGAGAGGAACAACUCAAGGAGAUCCAGCGGUUGUACCAGUAUGUGAAGUUUGCCAUGGAGGACGUGAAUGAUGUUUUAGAUCUGGAGUGGGAGAAACAUCUGGAGAAGACGCAGCAGAGGCAUAUGAUCGUGCCUGAGAGAGAAGCGCUGUUCACUGCACUCACUAAUAACCUGGACAUCAUUAACCAGCAGAAACAGCGUUUAGAUCAGCUGACCAGUGACUUGCACAAACUCAAACUCUACAGACGUACAGCAGUGUGGAGUUACCCCAGCCAGACCCCUUCAACACCCACAGAACAGAGUCUGGACAGUGAGCUGGAGAGUUUGAAAGACGCUCUUCUGAAGGCCAGUCUGGAUACAGCACCCAAAGCUCCUGCCAAAUCACCAUCUAAGAUGACUUCAGCCAAGCAGUCUCAACUGAGGAACUUCCUGUCAAAGAGACAGACUCCACCGGUGCGGUCUACAGCUCCUGUGAAUCUGUCUCGCUCAGCGUUCCUGUCCCCUCAGUUCUAUGAAGAUCUGGAUGAGGUGAGCUCCAGCUCAUCUCUCUCUCAGCCUCUGGAGCCCGACGUCAUACUGGCGGUGGUGGAGGAAGAGGAGGAGCCGGGGCCCUUCCCAGUGCUGUCUUUCCCAUGUCACCCAGCGGUGGUGCGCACGCCCUCCAUACAGCCGGGCUUCAGUAUGCAGUCCUCUCCAUUCAGCAGAAUCCAGACUGGCACCAUACCAGUCAUCAGUCCUGCUCCUAAGAUAAACAUGGACAGUGCCGACAGCACGGCGUUCGCCACUAAAACAGUGAAACAUGGAGCCCCGCCCACUGAGAAGACCACGCCCAUCUUUAUCCCCGCCCCUCAGGCUGCAGGAAGAGCCGCCCUCAGUAGACACAUAACCAGCCAGAUACCAGGAGCGUCUCUGACAGAGUCCACACUGAAGACGGUUCUUCAGGUGGUGAACACUCAGGAACUGGAGGAUAAAGUUCCUCCCAUCCCUGUGUCCAGCAUCAUCAGCUCAUCUGUUUCAGCACCUGUAGCUCAGGUUGUUCAGCAGGUUCUGGCUACUGUGGAGGCCAAUAAAAAUUCCUGUCAGGGGGCGUUAAAGGUUUCAGCAACGCUGGCAGGGGUGGAUCCAACCAUGGCAGCAAAUUUUGUGUUUGGUGGAGCAGGUAAACCUGAAGGUGGUGCUUCAUCUGUUAGUGAGAAAAACUUGAAUGCUUUCUCAUUCUCUUCACCGUCAUCUGGGUCCAGUUUCAUGUGUACAUCUCAAUCACAGGAUGCUAGUAACACUCAAGCCAAGAGUUCUGGCCUGCCAGGCAAGUUCUCUUUUGCCAGCAGUACAGGACCAAAGAUGCCAUUUUUAUCAGCAGGAUCUGAGGAGCCUUUUUCCUUCACUCAUAAAUUGGCGUCUCCUGCACAGAUCCCUAACUCGUCCACGCCGCCUCCUGGUGUGGCUGAGCCCACUAAACUCCCUCAUGCUCCUAAAGCCCAGGGCAUUGCUGGAGAGACUCUCGGCUGCUUCUCUGGAUUACGAGUGGGCCAAAGUGAUGAAGUAAAUGAAGCCCCCAAUCCCACCUUGAGUUUAAGCUUUGGACAACCUGGUAAUGGAUCUACUGGAUUCUUGUUCAGUUCUGCUCAAAUUAAGCCUGCAGAAAGUGCAAGUUCAUCUGAACCUGCAGGUGCCACAGCAGAGGUUCUAAAGACUACUACGCCACAAGGACUAAGCACAUCAGCAUUCGCGUUUAAACCACAGGAGGGAACAACUUCAGCGAAACCAGCUUUCUUGAUUCCGCAGACAUCCUCCAUUCCAUCAGCCCCCACCUCGUUUGGUAGUCUUCUCCAAGCACCCCUCCAAGAAACUACAACUACUGUCCCAGCAAAGUCCCUACUGCCAGAGGCUUUUUUGUCAGUUGAACCGGUUCCUUCCGAUGAGGCUGAGGCUAAGGAACCUCCAGCAGAACCAAGUCCUGAACCCCCAGCAGUAGGAACCACAUCAAUCGUGUCUGCAACUGAAGGUGCCACUCCCUCCAAACCCGUGAGUACCGAGACCACUGUGGCACCUUCAAACAAGCCCCCAACGCCUCCCACACUUGCCCCUGAGGUCGCGCCUCCACCGCCACCUUAUGUUACCCCACCAGCCGAGGCACCAUCUGUCAUCGAACUUCCUGCUGCAGAACCUGCACCUGAGGGCCCUGCCGAUUCCACUCCCACACACAUCCCUGCUCCCCAAGAGGCCCCAGCAACCACCUCAUCUUCAGCUCCAAUGUCAGACACACCAGGUUUAAUUUUUGCCCCAUCAUCGAGCACCACAGAGAGUUUAACUCUGGAAGCCAUCAGUCUCACCAGUACAGUGGCUUCCUCCACCCAGUCAACCACAACAGUGGCCAGUACCACCAGCACGGCUCCUACCCCGGUGUUUGGCCAGGUCCCUUCCACCACUCCAACCGCAGCAUUUGGAUCUACGGCCUUUGGUCCUAAUUCUACCACCUCUGGCUUUGGCAAACCGGCAUUUGGACAGAGCCCUAGUGCUGGUUUCGGCCAACCUGCUGCCUCUGGCUCUGCUAGCAGUUUAACGUUUGGUCAGCUGUCAUUUAGUGCUGGCUCUGGAUUUGGGCAGCUGACCACAGCCACCACCACUUCAGUCACCAGCAGUGGAGGAGGACUCUUUGGGUCCUCAAGUGCCAACAGUGCCAGUUCCUUCUCAUUUGUAGGCAGCACCACCAGUUCUGCGGCCAGCACUGGACUUUUUGGCCAGAGCAGCGCUCCUGUGUUUGGACAGCCCAACUCAGGCUUUGGGCAGGGCUUGGGGUUUGGAAGCAGCACAACAACAGCACCCUCCUCUGGAUUCGGCUUUGGACAACAGUCAGUGUUUGGCAGCAGCACCCCAUCCUCAUCUGUGUUUGGUCAGCAGUCCAGCAGUGCUGGUGUGUUUGGACAGGCUCCGUCCGGUGGAGGUCUGUUCGGCUCGCUGUUCGGGAACGCUUCAUCGGGAUCAGGGUUUUUCAGCGGUCUCGGUAGUAUACCCAAUGAAGACGCCGCCAACAAAAACCCUUUUGGAGCGACUGUCACGGGAGGAUUCGGCCAGUCCAUCAAUACAGGUUCAUCUAACUUGUUUGGGAACAGCACCGCUAAAGGCUUCAGUUUCAGCAGCAGUUCGUUUGGUGAUCAGAAGCCCAGUGGCUCAUUCAGCACUGGCGGAGGGUCUGUAGCUGCUCAGGGCUUUGGAUCAUUCUCAACACCCACCAAACCAGGUGGUUUUGGGAGCACGCCACUGUUCGGCAGCCCUAGCUUUGGUGGCUCUCCGGCGUUUGGAGGAACGACGAGUUUUGGCUCCACUCCGUCCUUCAGCAGUCCGCUGGGCUCGUCCUCAGGGAAGGUGUUUGGAGAGGGCACUGUGGCCGCAAACGCCGGGGGAUUUGGGUUUGCUUCUAGCGCACCAUCAUUUGGCAGUCUGGCCAAUCAGAAUUCAGCGCCGUCAUUCGGCAGCAUAGCACAACCGCAGCCAUCAGGGUUUGGAGCCCCAAGCAGCGGUUUCUCAGGCUUUGGAUCUUCUGGUGGUUUUGGAGGUUUUGGAAACACCAACACUAACCAGUCGUCGCCUCAAACAUUCAGCAGUUGGAGAAGUUAAAAAAAACCUCCUGAAUUCAGUCACUUUCUCUUUUGCAUUUCUUAAAGGAGAAAUAUUGAAAUAUUGAUUUGAUUCGUGUGCAUAAUUUUAUGUUUAAAUGCAAUAUUAUUCAUAGCAGUGAGGUUUCAUAUUCUUAAUGUGUGCUGCAGAUUCACCUGAUGUAAUAAAACAAGUUUUAUAUCUGCUGUCACACUGUGUUUAUUAGGUUUGUUCUGUUUUAACAUGCAAAAUGAGAAAUAAACUCAUGUCAUUCUUCUGUUAUCUACAUGCUCCUGUGAUAUUAUUGAUAUGUUCAUGUGAACACACAGAUGGUCACGUCUGUUUCUCAUCACAUUCACAUAUAUUCACACAGCUGUCUCUGUAUUUUAAUGUUGAUUAAAGCUUUUAAACUAAGACUUGACGUGAUCUUUAGUAACUGUGUUGAGGUGACAUCAGACAGACCCCUGUUUUCCAUGUGUUGUUAAUAUCACAGUCACUCACACUGUUAUCAUACUGUAGAUGACGCGUCACAGAGGUGUCCUGUGAUACGCGCAGAUAUUUAAAUCCAUUAUGUCACAUGAGAUUCAUCACAUCAGCCCUACUGUACACACUCUUUCCAUAUCUGACCAUUGAUGGGUGUACAUACAUGAUUAAAUAACAAC